Penicillium arizonense is the source of this 1935-nucleotide messenger RNA. RefSeq names its product FAD/NAD(P)-binding protein. NCBI's taxonomy places the organism in Eukaryota, Fungi, Ascomycota, Eurotiomycetes, Eurotiales, Aspergillaceae. The coding region runs from base 1 to 1935 and encodes 644 amino acids. The record is from RefSeq and is a predicted model, not a curated record. The transcript has a single exon.
AUGCCUUCCGCCAUUCAGCCUACUGAGGUGCACACCCAUGUUGCCAUUGUCGGUGCUGGACCUCGAGGAACUAGCGCUCUGGAGCGUCUUUGUGCCUCAGCACCGGAGUUCAUUGCCUCAGGAGCACGACUGACCGUUCAUAUCGUUGAUCCAUCGCCUCCAGGCGCGGGUCGUGUAUGGCGUACAGAGCAGUCGGAUGAACUUCUGAUGAACACCGUCACAUCCCAGGUGACCCUGUUCACCGAUGAUAGCAUUGUCUGCUCAGGCCCAAUCCGUCCAGGGCCAAGUCUCUACAACUGGGCCGCCGACAAGAUCCCUGACAUUGGGCCUGAUGAUUACGGAACCCGUGCUCAGUACGGAAAAUAUCUUGAAUGGAUAUUUCAAGAGACUGUGCGACAAGCACCACCUCAAGUGCAAAUUGAGGUUCAUUCUGCUUUUGCUGUCCGCUUGGACGACACUUCCUAUGGCCAACAAACGCUCAAGCUGUCGAAUGGCCGCACCCUUUCUAGCCUCGCAGCUGUCAUUCUUGCACAGGGUCACGUCUCCCUGCUUCCGGACCUUGAACAACUGAAACUCAAUGCUUACGCAGAGCUGAAUGGCCUCCAUUAUAUCCCGCCCUCGAACCCGGCAGAUGUUGAUCUUUCUGUUAUUGCUCCUGGAGAGCAGGUUUUUCUGCGUGGUCUUGGUCUCAAUUUCUUCGACUACAUGGCCUUGUUAACAACAUCCCGGGGUGGUAGCUUCUCAGGGACUCCUAACGGCUUGAAAUAUUACCCAUCGGGCAAUGAGCCUCGGAUGAUUGCGGGAUCUCGUCGUGGUAUUCCAUACCACUCCCGUGGUGAUAACGGCAAAGGGGCAUAUGGCCGCCACAUGCCCCUCGUCUUCACUGAAGAAGUCAUCAAUGCUUUCCGCAAGCAUUCUGAUGCUGGACAAGCGCCUGACUUCCUCCAGGAUAUCUGGCCUCUUGUGUCCAAAGAAGUGGAAACCGUUUAUUACUUGGCUCUACUGAAGCGUGAUGGGUCGGAACAAACCGACUUCCAGAAGAGGUUCCUAGAAACUGAGCCAAAUAGUCCCCAGGAAGCGCAAGUUCUUCAUGAGUUUGGUAUUUCGGAAGAGAAGCGGUGGUCCUGGGACCGUAUUCAGCGUCCACAGGGCGACCGAGUUUUCAAUACCACCACUCAGUGGCGUGAGUGGUUGAUCGACUACCUUCGCGAAGACGCCAAGGAGGCCGCACUUGGAAAUCUGAACGGUCCACUAAAGGCAGCUUUGGAUGUGAUGCGCGAUCUGCGAAACGAACUGCGUUUGAUCGUGGAUCACAAUGGAUUGACCGGUACUUCUCAUCGGAAGCACCUCGAUCGCUGGUACACACCGCUCAACGCCUAUGUGUCAAUUGGGCCUCCCCGCAAACGUAUUGAGCAAAUGAUUGCGCUUAUGGAAGCUGGAGUUUUGGAAGUCCUGGGUCCCCAUCCCCAGGUAAAGGCCCAGGACGAGGCCUGGCUAGUCCACUCGCCCGAGGUGCCAUGCGAGCCUAUCCGAGUUACAACAUUGAUCGAAGCCCGCUUGCCAGAGCCGACGCUCCGCAACACGGGGGAUGAGCUUCUUUCCCAUUUGUUCAAAACGGGUCAAUGUCGCGCUCACACUAUUGACGGAUACGAGACAGGUGGUCUUGAUGUGACUGGGAGCCCAUACCAUCUCAUUGAUACCCAUGGCCGUGUGCACCCAAAGCGGUUUGCUGUCGGCGUUCCAACUGAAGGGGUCCACUGGGUAACCGCUGCUGGUGCUAGACCAGGUGUGAACUCUGUCACCCUUUGUGACACUGAUGCCAUUGCCCGCGCUGCUCUUAGCGCAGCAGCUAUCGAGGCGAAGAUCACUCAAGCUCACAUUGAUGUGAAGACAUUUCCCUAUGUUGAGGUUGCCGAGCUCCGUGUCCAUGCUUGA